Paramecium sonneborni is the source of this 1213-nucleotide messenger RNA. Lineage: Eukaryota; Ciliophora; Oligohymenophorea; Peniculida; Parameciidae. The record is from the annotation of a GenBank genome assembly.
AUGGGAAAUUGUUGUCCUAAUCAUGAUCCAAAGGCAUCAUUUAUUAGUUCAAUAAGUGAUAAUAACCGUAAUUAUUGAAUAUAGUUGUAGGAAAAUAUCCAGAUGAAAUUGCACCUAAACCGAUUUUAGUAGCACCAAUACCUCCAAUUAAGUAAUAGAUUAGUCAAGAGGAUUUUAUUAAGAUUGGAAUGUUAGGAUAAGUAUUAAAAAAUUAUAAGUAGGGAGCAUUUGGUAAAGUUUAUUAGGUGAAAAAGAGAGAUACUUAAAAAAUUUAUGCGAUGAAAUAAAUUUAGAUAAAAAAAAUCAGAGAAUGUAAUUUGGAAACAAAUACAGUUUUAGAGAGAAAUGUAUUAAAAUAAAGCAAACAUCCUUUUAUAGUAAAAUUGAAAUUUGCAUUUUAAAAUCCAAAAUAUAUUUUCUUUGUGAUGGAAUGUAUAAAUGGAGGAUAAUUUUACAAUGUUCUUAAAUGUAAAAAGAGUGGAUUACCAGAAUAUGUUGUAAGAUUUGUUGCCGCAGAAGUAGUAUUAGCACUUGAAUAUUUGAAUACUAAAUUAAAAGUUAUUUAUAGAGAUUUAAAACCAGAAAAUAUACUUUUGACUGAAACAGGGCAUGUAAAAUUGACAGAUUUUGGAUUAGCGACUUUAAGAAAUGAUAAUGAGAAAUCAUAUCUUUUAGCAGGUACACCUGAAUAUUUGGCUCCAGAAAUCAUUACAAGACAAGGUCAUUCUUAUGAAGUAGACAUAUGGACACUAGGUAUGAUAUAAUUAUAUAUAUAUUAUAUAGGAAUUCUUAUAUAUGAGAUGAUUAAUGGUAAUCCACCAUUUAAUGAUCCUUAAAGAAAAGUAGAGAUGAUAACUAAAUAAAUUUUACUAAAUGAUCCACUCUAUCCUAAAAAAAUGAGUCCAGCUGCUUGUGAUUUAAUAUAGAAAUUACUAAAAAAUGAUCCUAAAGAACGUUUAGGAGUUAAAGGAGGCUAUGAAGAAAUAAAGAAUCAUCCAUUCUUUAAUUCUCUUAGUUGGGAUGUAAUUCAUCUACAAGUGUCUCCUCUUAAAGAUUUCGUUAAAAGGAAUCCUUUACCUAUAACACCACCAGAUGAUACGCCAAUAAAUCCUAAAAUUCCUGAUCAUAAUAAAAUAGAUGGCAUAACAUAUGUAGGAGAAGGUGAAACCUUAAAUUCAAAAAUUUGAUCACACAAAAAAAAUACUAUGUAACC